Molecule: messenger RNA, 2231 nt
Organism: Engraulis encrasicolus (European anchovy)
Lineage: Eukaryota; Metazoa; Chordata; Actinopteri; Clupeiformes; Engraulidae
Gene: csf1a
Product: colony stimulating factor 1a (macrophage)
Exons: 6
Coding region: 175-1089 (304 amino acids)
Cellular component (GO): membrane
Molecular function (GO): growth factor activity; cytokine activity
Source: RefSeq, a predicted model, not a curated record
AAGACAGACAGCCAACUGAGGUAUGCCGCCACAGGACAUUCAGUGGCUGUGAAUGGCAUGCUGCAUGCUGUAUUAUCUCGAUGACAGAGGAAAUCCUAAAACCCAGGACAUUGAUCUAUCUCCAAUGCAUCUGAAAAAGGAGUUUGGCAUUUUUUGCUUGCAUAGACUAUCCAGAUGAACUUAGUCAAGCCAGGUCGGAAAGUAAAGGCAAGGCGUCUCAGCUUCUUCCUCUUCCUCCUCCUCAUCCUCACCGGCUUCCAUCUGGCCAAGGCUCCCCCGCCAGCUCCAUGCAAGUACUCCGUCAGCCAGAGCCACCUGCUGACACUCACCAAACUGAUUCAAAACCAGCUAUUACAUGGCUGCUCAAUAAAAUAUGCCUUCAUGGAGCAGCAGCAUUUGAGUGACAUGUGCUACAUCAAAGCUGUGUUUCCUCAGAUCCUGGAUUUACUCAAGACACAUUUUCAAUACGUCUCAAGCUCAGACAAUGGCCGCUACGUUACAGAGUUGGAGAAUGUCAUAUUCAACAUCUACACCCAGAAAUGCAUCCCCGAGAUCAACGAGGAGCGAGAGGACAAUCCAGACAAGUUUGCCACCCACUACGACACAUCGCCUCAGGAGAGUCUGCGGAAGGUCCACUGUGUGCUGUCGAUGUACAUGAAAUUGAUGACAGAGAAGAGAGAGGCCACGGACUGGAACUGUGAGCAAGAGUAUGCCGUGGACGUAGAUAUCUCUGAGUAUGCUGAUUAUGAUGACCUGCAUUUAGAAGGCACUACAUAUUAUCCACCCAUUUCGGAAAGCUUUGUGCAAGCAAGUCAACAACCAGACAACCAGACAACAACACUGUCACCGUUGACAGCAGAAGGACCAGGAAGACCCUUCCAGCCAACCGGCACCCACAGCACUGCACAGGCUGAAGUGUGGUCCCCCUCAACUGAGAGCAUUGGUGGCCAUGUCAACACAGAUGUUUCACAGUCAAGCAGAGAAGAGGGCCACAGUGCAGCUCCCAGCCGUCCUCUCCACGGCCCAACACUGGAUCCUGGCCCAGCAUCAGACUUGGUGACCAAAAUGAAUAACUUUGAUAAAGAAUAAUUUCACAGCCAUGGUCAGGCCUUCACAUGCAGUGCUGUGUCCCAGAGCUCAGAGAGACUCUCUCAGGGCUGAAAUGGAACCACAAACCGGCCAGGGCACUGUUGGCAUAGCCCAGCCCCUCACCCCCAGACCUUCCUCCAUUCUACAAUUAUGAUUGGCUCAGUCCACUGUAUACUAAGCAUACACCGAUGGGCCACACCUAAAUUGUGGGCCAGUAUCUAAGACAGGGAUGGACAACUGGAGGCCCGGGGCCACAUGCGGCCCGGCUCCUCACUCAGUGUGGCCCUUAGACAAAUUGUAAUACCUAAAUAAUGACCAGAUUUUUCAAAACACUACUGAAUUAUUAAUUGAAUUAAUCCAUUGUAAUUAUGCUGUUGACAGAUAGAGAACACUCCCUUCCGAAUCAAACCAAAAUAUCGGCAGUCAGUGAGAAACCAACUGCAUCUCGAGAUGUGAGUUGCAGUCAGAUCCCUGGUCAUGUGGCCCUCUGAUGAUGGCGAUGAAAAAAUGUGGCCCUCCUUAUCAUGAAAGUUGCCCAUCCCUGAUCUAAAAGAACAUUUUAAACAAAGCAAAAAAAAGGCAUCAGCCCCUGAUGAAAUGCCGGCCCACCGGGAAAAUGCCCUGUAGGCUAUGUCAGAUGACCAGUCCAGCCCUGGGCUCUCCUCUGUAUUAUAGUGGAGUAUCAGUUGAGGAGAUAAAUGGUUGGAGAUUGUCCGGAGGAAAGUAUAGAUGAUGAAGCUACACCGCUGACAAUUUUGUUGUUAAUGGGGAAGAAAUAGAUUUAGUAUUUUCUGUAAUGCUAACAGCACAUGCAAGCAGAAUAUUUUCUUGCGAUUUUUCUUAGUUUCAAAUGAAAAAAAUGUGGCGAGUGUAGGCCUUUGUUACCUUAAUAGGGAUCUUCAGAUGAAGUUAAAAUCCCCUUCCUCAAUGCAAAAACAGCUUUAAAGAUUGGACACUGACAUGUACACUGUUUAAUAUGCUGGCAUGAACAUAACUAAGAAAGUAAGAGUAAGAAUAAAUGGGCAAUUUAUGUGAUUGAUUCACUUGCUGCGGUCAAAGCAUCUGUCACCAAAACAAUGCAUGAGGCUACUUGGCAGAUAUACAGCCUUUUAUUUAUUUAAAAUAAAACAAAAACGUAUGUA